Molecule: messenger RNA, 2613 nt
Organism: Haliotis rufescens (red abalone)
Lineage: Eukaryota; Metazoa; Mollusca; Gastropoda; Lepetellida; Haliotidae
Product: UTP--glucose-1-phosphate uridylyltransferase-like
Exons: 15
Coding region: 112-1638 (508 amino acids)
Biological process (GO): glycogen metabolic process; UDP-alpha-D-glucose metabolic process
Cellular component (GO): cytoplasm
Molecular function (GO): UTP:glucose-1-phosphate uridylyltransferase activity
Source: RefSeq, a predicted model, not a curated record
CCCUGAUAGCAAUGCUCUGGGUUUAUUUGUUUGCUACUAACUCCUCUCACCUUGUCUGAGUGUUUGUCAUCUGUCUGUCUGUCUGUAACCUGUCGUAACGUCAUACCUAGCAUGGACCUGCAGACAGGAUAUACCGCAUUUGUUCGAGGGCACCGUCGAACUCCCAGUGACAUUGAGUUCAAGGAGCUCACCCGCAGAGAUGCUCAGACCGCCAUGAACAAGGAGCUGCAGAAGCUGGUGCAGACAGCCGAAGGUGGAAUGAAAGAUAAAAUCCGGACUGAGUUUGAUGGUUUUGAAGGUCUGUUUGCCCGCUUCCUCAGUGAAUCGGGUCCAUCCGUCAUCUGGGAUAAGAUCAAGCAGCUGUCUGAUGAAACUGUUCGUCGCUAUGGUGGUCUGCCUACACCAGACCCUGCUCGGAUUAAGGAGCUCCUCAACCAGCUGGUGGUCAUCAAGCUUAAUGGCGGCCUUGGCACGGGAAUGGGAUGUAAAGGACCAAAGAGUGUCAUCUCCGUCCGAAAUGAGCUCACGUUCCUUGAUCUUACUGUACAGCAAAUAGAGCAUUUAAACAAAACCUACAACACAGAUGUUCCGCUAGUAUUGAUGAAUUCCUUCAACACAGACGAAGACACCUCCAAGGUGCUGAAGAAGUACGGACAGGUGAAAGUCAGUAUCUACACCUUCAACCAAAGCAGAUAUCCAAGGAUCAACCGAGAGUCCCUGCUGCCUGUCUCUCUUAAUUUCGGUGCUGAGAGCCAGGACGGGUGGUACCCCCCCGGCCACGGAGAUGUUUACCUCAGUUUCUACAACUCCGGGCUCUUGGAGGAGUUUAUAAAGGCAGGGAAGAAGUAUGUGUUCGUCUCCAACAUCGAUAACCUGGGUGCAACUGUCGACCUUAAUAUCCUGAAUUUCCUUCUGAAACCAGAGAAUGGCCCAGCUCCAGAGUUCGUGAUGGAGGUUACCGACAAGACCAGGGCUGAUGUCAAGGGCGGGACGCUGGUGGAAUAUGAGGGCAAGACACGGUUGCUGGAAAUUGCCCAAGUCCCUAAAGAACAUGUUGAUGAAUUCAAGAGUGUAAGCAAAUUCAAGAUUUUCAAUACAAACAACUUAUGGAUGAAUCUAGACGCUAUCAAGAGGAUAAUAGAAGAGAAAACACUGCACAUGGAGAUCAUUGUCAACCCGAAGACCCUGGACAAUGGCACCAAUGUUAUACAGCUGGAGACAGCAGUGGGGGCUGCCAUCAAGAGCUUUGAAGGAGCAAUAGGUAUUAACGUCCCGAGGAGUCGGUUCCUCCCCGUGAAGACGACUUCGGACUUGCUGAUAGUGAUGAGCAACUUGUACCACAUGAAGACAGGAGCGCUGGAGAUGAGCCCGAAACGUUGCUUCCCAACUGUGCCCCUGGUCAAACUGGGAACAAACUUCACAAAGGUUAAGGAAUUCUUGUCCAGAUUUUCCAGCAUCCCCGACAUCAUGGAGCUGGACCACCUCACAGUGUCGGGUGACGUCACCUUCGGCAAGAAUGUCAGCCUUAAGGGUACUGUCAUCAUCAUAGCGAACCAUGGCGAGAGGAUAGAUAUCCCAAGUGGGGCCAUCUUGGAAAACAAGAUUGUAUCGGGCAACCUCCGCAUCCUCGACCAUUAAGACGAAGAAUUACAACUAUUGUCUGUUAGCGGCACUGUCACGCUAUACACGCUAUAACACGUACACUCUCAACAGAUAAGAUACACCGCGUUAUGUAAGCAUGGUUCUUGGACAAAUUAUGAGAAUGGGUUUGAUAACUGUAAUAAUGUUAAUCACUUUUCACAAGUGAGUUGAUUUAAGGGGUCAACAUUUGGUGAGAUGGUUGUUAGCAUGGGGUUUGUGGUGUGGUUGUUUUUGGAAAGAAUGUUUUUGAAAAAAAGACAGUAUAUUGGUAUAAUUAAUCAGCAGAACUCGGAAUAUGCUACAGACAGAAUUUCUCCGAGGUGCCAAACAUAUAAGCUUAUAUUCCCUCUCACAAAUAGGACGUAAAAAUUCGUAUCAGAAGUGUAUUUAUUAUAUAUAUUUUUGAGAACACUAUGUGAUGAUGGCUGCAUACAGCUCUACUUUUAAAAUCCGGACAAUCUGGACUUAAAUCCAUUUUUUUCAAGGAAAAACCAAACAUUAUUGAUCACUCUGAUUAACAUCAUUCAUGUUUUAAUUGACCCAUACAACGAUGUGAAACAUUUUUGUUUUUCAUGGCCUAAUGAGCAGAAAUGUAUCGACAGUUCUCCAGGUCACAGGUCUGGAUCUAUUUAUAUCCUUAUAUCCACAGUAUUCAGCAGUACAAGUCAUGUUCUGAUGUUAUACCACCCAAGUUUGCAAUGUAAAUAUACCUAUGUACAUUUAAGUCAUUACAACAAAGUUGUUGUUUAACGCCGUACUCAGCAAUAUUCCGGCUAUAUGACGGCAACAACAAAGUAGUUCAUUUUUGGUAAUUUGUAGAUAAGAAAUAAUAUGAACAAAUAUGAUGGACUCACACAAGGGGUUGUUUGGUAGAUUGUUUGGUAGGUUGUUUGAGAUGAUGAUCUCCUGACAUUGGUCUAAAAGAAAAAGAAAAACUUGCGUUUAUCGAUUUUUUAUGUUGGUGUGACCCUG